Molecule: messenger RNA, 2440 nt
Organism: Eruca vesicaria subsp. sativa (arugula)
Lineage: Eukaryota; Viridiplantae; Streptophyta; Magnoliopsida; Brassicales; Brassicaceae
Source: the annotation of a GenBank genome assembly
AAGUUUGAAUAUUUUUUUUAUUCCUUUAUUUGUUGAUUAGGAAAAAAAAAAUCUGGCUAUUUUGUAUAGCCUUGGUGUAUACCUAAAAUGGGUUGUCGAUGGAAUCCAAUUGGAUUCCAGUUCUCUUGCUUCAUGUUCUUCAUCAUUACCCUUCAGUCUCGUUCCUCAUUAUCCCUCAAUUCCGAAGGAUUUGUGCUGUUGAAAUUCCGAGCAAGAGUUGACUCUGAUCCUCAUGGAACUCUUGCGAAUUGGAAUGUCUCUGAUGAUCAUCUUUGUUCUUGGUUUGGUGUUACAUGUGUCGACAAUAAAGUCCAGAUGGUGAAUCUUAGUGGAUGUUCUUUGGGAGGAACGUUAGCUCCUGAGCUUAGUCAAAUGAGUGAAUUAAGAUCCCUGAUACUAAGCAAGAACAAAUUCUCUGGUGAUAUUCCAAAUGAAUUUGGGACUUUCCCAAAACUGAAGUUGUUGGAUCUACGAGAUAACAAGUUAAGUGGGGCAGUUCCACCGGAGCUAAACAAAAUGUUGUCACCAGAGAACUUGUUGCUUUCUGGUAACAAAUUUGCUGGUUUUAUGAAAACAAAGUUCCUGAAACUUCAAUCGCUAUAUAAAGUCCAGUUAAACAAGCAUCGAGAGCUGUCUUCUGCUUCGAGUCCUAUCUUCGACUGCGUAAAUAGAAAACUUGGAUGCUGUGUUUCAAGAAGAAGGUUGUUAAGACUAAACAAAGCACAAGCUUUCGCAUUGCGAAUUAAAUCAACUUCAAGAAUGCUGCGAAAUGAACCUCAAGAGAAGAACUAUGUCACGAAUUAUCACCCAAAUUCUUUACAGAAUGAAAGUAGUGUCCUCAAGAGGCGUGAGUUACUAGAGGGAACAAGUAAUUUAGCAGCUAUGCCUGCCCCUGAUGCUCCUAGUCCUUCUCCUGAGACUAUAACCAAUGUGUUUCCUCGAAGCAGCGGGUCUUUUCCCGCGUUAACUACUGCAAAGAAGAGGAUACCUCCAUUGAUCUCUCCUUCUCUUCCUCCAACAGCUGAGAACAACAACAACAACACAAGCGCUGAUCCUCCAAGGCAAUUUGAAGAAGAAACAAAAGGGUCUACUGCUGUUUGGUUGUAUGUUGUUAUCGGCGUUGCUGUUUUUAUAGCGGUGUUGAUAGUAAUAGGGUUUAUAUUCUUCUGCCGGAAAAGAGCUGUCAAGAGUAUAGGUCCAUGGAAAACUGGUUUAAGUGGACAGUUACAGAAAGCUUUUGUAACUGGUGUACCUAAGCUAAAGCGGGCUGAACUAGAAACAGCUUGUGAAGAUUUCAGUAAUAUAAUUGAAGCAUUUGAUGGUUACACUGUCUAUAAAGGAACAUUGUCAAGUGGUGUUGAGAUUGCUGUUGCUUCAACCGCUGUUUUGGAAACUAGAGAAUGGACAAGAGCUAUGGAAAUGACUUACCGCAGAAAGAUUGAUACAAUGUCAAGAGUCAACCAUAAGAACUUUGUCAAUCUAAUUGGAUACUGUGAAGAAGCUGAACCAUUUAAUAGGAUGAUGGUUUUUGAAUAUGCUCCAAAUGGAACUCUCUUCGAACAUCUGCACGAUAAGGAAAUGGAGCAUCUUGAUUGGAGCGCGAGGAUGAGGAUAAUAAUGGGAACUGCUUACUGUCUUCAAUAUAUGCACGAGCUUAAUCCACCACUUGCUCACUCUAAACUUGUCUCAUCAAGAAUCUACUUAACCGAUGAUUACGCAGCAAAGGUCGGAGAGGUUGCUUUCAGUUCACAAACCGGGCUUAAAUCUAGAAAACCAAUGAGUGGUGAUUUAGACCAAUCUUCAUUGCCAUUACCAGCUGAACCAGAGACUAAUGUCUAUAGCUUUGGAGUAUUAAUGCUUGAGAUUAUCUCUGGAAGGCUCUCAGAUUCAGAUGAAGAAGGAUCAAUUCUGAAAUGGGCAUCAAAGUAUUUGGAGACUGAUCAUUUGAAAGAUAUGAUUGAUCCUACAUUAACAACGUUUAAAGAAGAGGACCUUGAAGUGAUAUGUGACGUGGCAAGGCAUUGUCUGAGAAUUGACCAAAGUCAACGACCAACAAUGAAAGAUGUUGUUGAGCAACUGAAACAAGUAAUCAACAUUUCUCCAGAACAAGCUACACCGAGACUCUCUCCUCUUUGGUGGGCAGAACUUGAGAUCUUAUCCUCUGAAGCUACUUAACCAGAAAUACGAUUCUCUCUCCUCCUCUCUCUCUCAGUCUUUGAAUUGUCACACGUGUCAGAGGUUCACGCUCUUUCUCUUCUCUCUCUCUUCACGGUGGACAUCGUUGUUUUAAAAAUGUUAAAAAGUUGUUGUUUUCUUUAAUUCACCAUAUUAAAUUUGUUUCUUGGUUGGUUUUGAUAGUGUAUUUGGAUCCAGAUGAUAUAACGAUGAGUUUGUAUAAUUGUAUACUAUCACACAUUUGCCUGUUGUAUGUAUAUUUGAA